This is a messenger RNA of Pedinophyceae sp. YPF-701, 3045 nucleotides long. NCBI's taxonomy places the organism in Eukaryota, Viridiplantae, Chlorophyta, Pedinophyceae. The record is from the annotation of a GenBank genome assembly.
AUGCGGGGCGAGGACAUCGACCCUGCUUCGCUGUCUCCUGCGGUGAAGGCGUACCUCGAGAGCGAGGAGUUCGCGUCGCUGAUCCUGGACAGCGACGACGACGAGGACGACGACGACGGCCCUGAAGUGGGCCGCAACGACUCUGACUUCGAAGACGAGGAUGAUUAUGAAGACGAAGACUUCGACGCCAUCGAUCUGAGUGACGAGGUCUACCGCACGCUGGGGAUGACCAAGGAGGAGGCGGAGGAGGAGCAGACGUUCGAAGCAGACGAUCUGGACCCCGAGGGGCUCGUGCUGUCGCCGAUCGACGACGAGGAGCAAGCAGUGGAUGUGGCGGGGAUGGACGUUGGCUUCGGUGGGUCGCUGGGGCCCGCGCCGCCGUCGGACCUGGCCGAGGAGCCGUGCAUGCUGUGCGCUGGGUUCCGGCCCGCGGAGGUGGCGCAGGUGCGGCACCUCCUGGACCGCAUCGGCGCGCAGACUGUGCGCGUGGUGCCUGCGUCAGACUCCGUUCUUCGAAUGUCGGUGCGCGAAGCAAUCGGGGUCCCCGAGCCCCGCUGGAACGAGCCGUCCAAGGCGGACGACUACGCAGGUGGCGCGUGGGGCUCGAGCCGCGCGGUGUUGAUGUCGGGCCUGCCCCCGUCUGACCAGGUGAUCAUUCUGUCGGUCAUCGAGGACGCCGGGCUGAGUCAGUCUCUCGCGGUGGUGACCGCGAGCGUCGGCAACGCGGCCGAGCCGCUCGAGCGCGUCCUUGCGCGCGCCGUCCAGGCGCAGCGCGGCGUCGACGCGGCGGGCGGGCGCCACCCGUGGGAGGUGGACGGGCGCGCUGUCAGGGAGGGGUCUCUCCCUGACGUGGAGGGCCUCCUUCAGGACGACGGCGAAGACGGAGACAACGACGACCGGACGCAGGACAAGGACGCGGCGUCGACGCGGGAGGCGCAGGUCGACGUGACGCGGGCCGGGGGGGGUGUUGACGGGGGACUCCGCGUCAACGUCCGCGUGUCCAGCCGGGCGCAGGAGGCGGAGACGCAGCCAGAGAGCGACGAAGCGAGCGAGACCUGGGCCUGGAGCGAGGACGACGACGACGACGCGGACGCGGAGCGCGCAGCGGAAGGCCCCGCCGCUGCAGGCUCAGAGGCAUCGGACGCAGAGCUGCCGCUGCCGGACAUGAAAGGCGUCCUCGGCGAGCUGGAGGGCGACGCGGACUUCGAGGAGGCGGUGCAGGACGCGACGCGCAACCGGCUGAGCGAGAUUCAGCGGCUGGUCGCCGAGAAGGGGUUUGGGGCUCUGGACGACGCUGCGUUCAAAGACGGGGGCUCGUUCGCCGAGGACGUGGUGAGCGGCUUCCAGCAGCGUCGCACGCGCCCGGGCGACGCCGCGAAGUCCAGCGGCGCGAAGGCGCGGCCGCAGCCGUUCGGCCCGGAGCCGCCAGCGCCGAGCGAGCGUGCGGCGCCGGCGGCGCCCCGCAGCGCGGCGUCGGCGAGUUUCCUGGAGCUGAUGAUGAAGCUCGACAUGUCGAGCGAGGCCGCGAAGAACGCCGAGGCGCUCGAGGCCGAGCUGCCGCGCGGCAGCGACCUCCUCAGCGCCAAAGUCGAAGAGGCGCUGUCCCGUGCGAAAGCCGAGGCCGGCGGCAUCGACGUGGACGAGUACGUCUCGGAGCUGGCGAAGCAGGCCGAGGACGAGGAGCUGCAGCGGUUCCUGGACGAGUCGGACGCGGGCAUGCAGGCGUCCAGCGACCAGGGGGGUGAGUUUGACUUGUUGGACCGCGUGGCGUCGGGGGAGCUGCGGCGGGGCGACGCGCGCGGCAGGGGCGCGAAGAGCAAGGGGUUCGGGCGGCCGAAGGCGCAGAAGGGCGAGCAGGCGCGGAAGAAGCGGCCGAUGGGGCCGGAGCCGCCUGCGGCGGGCGGGGACCCCUCCGGGGGACUGAAGGGGUCGUUUUCGAUCGGGAAGGACGGGGGCAUCGAGUGGGGGCCGGAGAUGCGCGGGGAGUUCACGGAGGAGGAGAUGGCUGAGAUGGAACGCAUGGCAGAGCAGAUCAAGCGGGACAUUGAACAACGGAGGUCAGGGGGUGCGGGAGCGCGCGCGGACGACGCGGGCGGCGCGACGAUCGACGCCGAAGUCGUGGCGGCCGAGGACGUCGCCGGCGUGCGCGCGGACGGCGUUGCGCGUGCUGUGGAGGCCAGGGGCGGCGUUGGGGCGGACGAGGAGGCGGGGGAGUCGGAUCCGGAGGGCGGGGAGUCCGGGACAGCUGAGGAGACGAGCGCAGAGGAGUUGAUGGCGCGGGAGCUGGCGCCGCCGAUGGAGCCGCCGAAGCCGGCGCGCGACACGGGCGAGACCAAGACGCGCGUCGGAGCGCGGGGGGCCGCCGCCGCGAACCUCAUGGAAGACAAGGCGGUGCGGAAGGCCAUGGCCGAGGCGGCGAGCUCCCUCCGCGGCCAGGCCGCCGACCCCCCCCGCGACACCCCCCGCGCCCCCGCGGACGCCAAGGACUUUGGCGAAGUCGACACCGAUCGGCGAUCCGAGCUCCUCGACGAGGCCGGCGGCGUCGGCGCCCUCCAGGACCUCUGGAAGGGCGUCGUACCCACGGACCACCCCGGGGCCUCACUCGGCCAGGGAUCCCCGCGCCUGGCGGGCAUGGAGGGUCCGCUGCCGGAGCGCCAACACUUGCUGGCUCUCAAGGCGCUGGCGGAGUCCGAGGAGUCGGGCUACACCGCGGGCCGGCUCGCGGAGGACGUGAUCUCGAUGGUGCUUGGCAUGGGCGUCGACGCGGACGAUCUUUCGCGCGCCGUUGACGCAGCGUACACGCGGCUGGUGGAGGCCGGGGAGAUCGAGCCGCGGCGGGCGGACCGCGAGGCGGCGGCGGCGUCGGAGGCCGCGGCGGACGAGGCGCUGAAGGCGGUGGCGGGGCAGGCGCCGGCGCGGGCGGCGCGGGCGAUGCGCCUGAGCCAGCUGAAGGGGGUGGCGGCGCGGGCAGGCAAGGACGUGCGGGAGCUGCUGGAGGACGCGCGGGACAAGGGGGUGGAGAUCGAGAUGGAUGUGGAGCUGUAG